AUGCAGUCGGAAUUGAAUGUUUCAAACAUAACUAACUUAACUAUUGUGACAAAGAUAUGGGAAUCAAUGGUCCCUCCAGCUUUUCAGUUUGUAUUAGGGGUAGCAGGGAACGCUAUAGCAGUGGUUUCUCUAGUGUUAUCCAGGAAGAGGCAUAAAUGGAAACCAUUUUACAGACUUGUCGGGGGUUUGGCUUUGACAGAUGGAGGGGGGAUUCUACUGAUUGGUGUACCGAUCAUGAUGAGAUAUUUCUCCAACUUUACGUACGAUUUUCCUCAACCUUUAUGUGACUACAGUGCGUUUAUCAUAUCAUUUAUGUUGACAUCUUCAGCUAUGAUUGUUUGUGCAAUGUCUUUGGAUCGUUUCAUGGCUAUUUCGUAUCCAUUCAAAUAUAACGUCAUUGAGAGGGAGCGUCGUGCAAACAUCAUAUUAAUUUUUGUGUGGGUUCUUGGCACGGUAAUUUCUAGUCUAGCUCUGAUAGGAAUCGGUUCCAAUGUUAUUUACUAUCCAGGUUCCUGGUGCUUCAUGAAUUUUGUGGGAACCUCUACUUUAGACAGAGUUAAUUCAUACAUAUAUUCAAUAUUUGGACUCUUUGUUUUGUCUACGACUAUUUCCCUCAAUUGUUUUGUAAUGGUAAAACUUUGCAAAAAUGUCAACGAAAAGAGAAACGAUCAAAGAAAAAGACAAAGCACCAUAUAUAACAUGAUUUUACUGCUAGUGUUUGUGAUUGUUUUCACCUUAUGUUGGAGUCCACAAAUUUUCUUGAUACUUGGGUAUGCUGCACUGUUGAAUAAAGAAAAUCCUUCAAGAGAUUUAUUAAUAGGCAGGAUUGCAAUGACAAACUCUGUGAUUGAUCCCUGGAUCUAUAUUCUACUUCGGAAGGAAAAUCUCCAAGCACUCCAGAGACGAUGUGGGAGAUUCUGCUGCAAAGUUUCCUCAACAGACAAUGACAGACAGAGUGAUGCUAAUUUCUAUUUAGAGCAGUCAGAGUCUAUAUGAAAUGCUUAAAAUAAUGCCAAUUCAGGCGAAUGUUGGAGUCCACAAAUUUUCUUAAUACUUGGAUAUGCUGCACUGUUGAAUAAAGAAAAUCCUUCAAGAGAUUUACUGUUGGCCAGGAUUGCAAUGGCAAACUCUAUGGUGGAUCUACUUCGGAAGGAAAAUUUCCAAGCACUCCAGAGACGAUG
This is a messenger RNA of Saccostrea echinata, 1181 nucleotides long. Its product is annotated as prostaglandin E2 receptor EP4 subtype-like. Gene Ontology annotation, cellular component: plasma membrane. Gene Ontology annotation, biological process: inflammatory response; adenylate cyclase-activating G protein-coupled receptor signaling pathway; positive regulation of cytosolic calcium ion concentration. The record is from RefSeq and is a predicted model, not a curated record. The coding region runs from base 1 to 996 and encodes 331 amino acids. Lineage: Eukaryota; Metazoa; Mollusca; Bivalvia; Ostreida; Ostreidae. Gene Ontology annotation, molecular function: thromboxane receptor activity. The transcript has 3 exons.